Messenger RNA from Oryzias melastigma (Indian medaka), 2498 nucleotides. RefSeq names its product meprin A, alpha (PABA peptide hydrolase), tandem duplicate 2 (gene mep1a.2). NCBI's taxonomy places the organism in Eukaryota, Metazoa, Chordata, Actinopteri, Beloniformes, Adrianichthyidae. The transcript has 14 exons. Bases 33 to 2267 code for a protein of 744 amino acids. Gene Ontology annotation, biological process: proteolysis. Gene Ontology annotation, cellular component: membrane. Gene Ontology annotation, molecular function: zinc ion binding; metalloendopeptidase activity; protein binding. The record is from RefSeq and is a predicted model, not a curated record.
GGUGCCAAACCACCUGACAGCAUGUCAGUUUUAUGAACUACAACAAGGACGCAGCUCAAACCUGUUACUCAUUAAAAAACGGUCAUCUCGAUCAAAGUUCUCCAGGCUUUAUGGGCUUGUUAACUGCAGUCCGACAAACACGUUCCUGUCAGAGUAACAUCAUGGGGUUAAGAGGCAAACUGGCUGCACUGGUUGGAGUCUUUGUGCUCUUGAAGGUGCAAGCUCUUCCAACAUUUAUUGGUGAUGAUGCAGAUAAAGGAGAUCUGAGAGAAGACAUUCCUGAAAUCAAUCGAGAACUCGAGCACUUGUUUGAAGGAGACAUCGCUGGUCAUUCGAGCAGAAAUGCCAUUCUUGACGAAACGAGGCGAUGGAAGUUCCCAAUCCCUUACAUCUUGACUGAUUCUUUAGAUUUGAACGCUAAGGGUGUGAUUCUCCAGGCAUUUGAGGAGUAUCGCUUACGAUCCUGUGUAGACUUCAAGCCCUACGAAGGGGAAUCCAGCUUCAUCUCCUUUGCCAAGUUCUCCGGAUGCUGGUCUUAUGUCGGGGAUGAUAAAAUUGGGCAAAAUUUGUCCAUCGGGGCGAGGUGUGACACCAAGGCCAUAGUGGAGCAUGAGCUGCUCCAUGCUUUGGGGUUCUAUCAUGAGCAGUCUCGUUCCGACAGAGACGACUACGUCAAAAUCUGGUGGGACGAGAUUGAAGAAGGAAUGGAGCACAAUUUUAACAAAUAUGAGGAUGACUUCAUCACCGAUCUCAACACUCCGUACGACUAUGAGUCCGUCAUGCACUACAGACCGUUUUCUUUCAACAAGAACGAAAGCUUCCCCACCAUCACCACCACCAUACCAUACUUUAAUGACGUCAUCGGCCAGAGGAUGGACUUUAGUGAAGUGGACAUUACCAGGCUCAACCGCAUGUACGACUGUGCCAAUUCACUCAUUCUGUUGGACCAGUGCACAUUUGAGCUCAUCAACAUCUGUGGAAUGAUCCAGAGCGAGACGGACAGUGCAGACUGGGUCCAGACACUCGGCAGUCCAGCAGAUGGAGAUCACACCUUGGCAGGCCGCUGCAGAGAUUCUGGCUAUUUCAUGAAGUUUGACACUUCAUCCGGGGAUGUCGGCAACAGCGCCUUGCUGGAGUCACGCAUCCUCUAUCCAAAAAGAGACGAGCAGUGCCUGGAGUUUUUCUAUAGGAUGACUGGAGCAGCCGGGGACAAACUGGUCAUAUGGAUCAGGGCUGACGAUGGGACCGGGAAUGUGCAGAGUCUCAGGAGGAUACACACUAUAACAGGUGAUGGGGAUAGUACCUGGAAAAUAGCCCAUGUGUCUCUUAAAAUGACCAAGAAGUUUCGUUAUAUCUUCCAAGGCGUCAGAGGAUCACUGAGCUCCUCAGGGGCCAUUUUCAUUGAUGACAUUACUCUUAGUGAGACUGUGUGCCCCAGUGCCGUCUGGCACAUUCAAAACUUCACCAACGCCAUUGAAACCACUCCAGUAGGGACGCCACUUAAGAGCAAAUGCUUCUACAACUCGGAGGGAUACUCAUUUGGCAUUAGCGUGUACCCAAAUGGCAGAGACAGUGAAUACUCAGACUAUGUAGGCAUCGCUUUCCAUCUCUGCAGUGGCGAAAAUGAUGGAGUGAUGCAGUGGCCGGUUCAAAACAGGCAAGUCACUGUCGUUGCCAUGGACCAGGAUCCAGACGUUAAACUAAGGAUGUCUUCCACAAGGAGCUUCACCACAGACAACAACACCCGCUGGGACAGACCAACGGCUUCUUCAGGCGCUGUGUGGGACGAAAGCUGUCUGUGCUUCCGCAGUGUAGACUUUGGCUGGAGCACUUUUAUCUCCCACAAUCACCUGCACAGGAAAAACUAUCUGAAGAACAAUGACCUCAUCCUCACUGCUGACUUUAUUGAUUUGACUCACCUGAUCAAGACUGAGGUGCCUAUUAUACCGGCCGAUCAGAUCACUGAGGAAAAGGAAGCUGAUAAGGUGGAAAAGUUGAAGGAAUCAGCCAAACACAGAGAACCACGAGCCACACAUGCCUGCCAUCCCAACCCAUGUUUGAAUGGAGGUGUGUGUGUGGAGAGUGAAGGCAAAGCCUUAUGCAGGUGCGCAACAAGCCAAGCCACCUACUAUACUGGUCAGACAUGUGAAAAGAUGAACAUCGACAGGCGAAUCCUGGGAGCUCUGAUUGGAGGAGCAGCGGGGACGUUUGUCUUGACUUUGGCCAUUUUCCGUGUUAUUCGAAGAAACAAAGCCGACACUCUGUAGAGGACGGAAGCGUCCUCCCGACUUCCCAGCAGACAGUAUGUUUGCACUUGACUGAAAGGUUUUGUGUUUUGAAUCAAAUACAUAAAUCCAGUCCAUCCAUUUAACCUCAUAGACGCAUGAUUUUUUAUUUUCAAUUUCAAACAUGUACACUUUAAUAAAUUAUAACCAAUAAAAUACCAAUAACUUAAUUUUAUUUCUUAUAAUAAAAGUCAUUGGAUGUAGUCUGCAAAA